Molecule: messenger RNA, 1467 nt
Organism: Cladocopium goreaui
Lineage: Eukaryota; Dinophyceae; Suessiales; Symbiodiniaceae
Source: the annotation of a GenBank genome assembly
UCGUCAUCAAUGACAAACAGAUCACCAUCAUCAAUGAUCCGCCAUGGAUGCCCUAGAGACAGCUCUGUCUCGCUGGGCCGCGCGACAAGUAGGAGAACCGUUGCUGUUAACUGAAACCGCUGCAGAGCUCUCGUUGAAUCUGGAGCUUCGCCUGCGGGUGCUGCUGCGCUACGCCUUGCGCUUGGCACCAAGCACCGGGCGUGGGUCAAAGCGUCUUCGGAGGAGUGAUGUCCUGGACGCCCUGGAGAGCACCGUUGGCCGAAGCGACACAGUGCGGCGCAUCGCGGUCUGCACCAUGUUGGCGCCGCAGAAAGGUAACGGCCUCGCAACUUUGGAUUUGCGGCUUCAGAGGGCCAGAUCUGGCAGGCCUGAAGCCUGCGCCGCCGCAAAGGAUGUGAUGCUGCGCCGUGGCGAUGAGGCCUUUGAACUUGAGAGGUUUCACUCUAUGGAGCUGUUGGGGACUGCGCCAAAGAAGCCUCCCCUGACAGAGGAGCAGAAAGCUGUGGUUUUGAAAUUAGUCUCCGUCCUUGAUGGAGCGGACAAAGUGCGCCCCAGCUGGCCACUGCGGCAGAUGAAAGACCUAGACUCCGAGAGCCUGGGAGAUGUGGCCGAGUACCUGGCGCAGCACGUGCCCAAACGAGUGGCAGGCAGUGCGACGGAUGCAGAGCUGCUGUAUUUGUUGGAUGCAUUGGAGUUGGUUGCCACGACGGGAAGCAAAGGCUCUUCAAGUUGUGCUACGUUUCUUCAUCUGUGCUUCGCUCCCAUUCUGGUACUGUGUCUGGGGCAGCGUGGGCAGCCAGGACCCACUGGUCUCAUGAGCUGGUCUCUGGACCCGGGCAAUAGCGUGAGCCGGCGGGCUGCAGACCUCUUAGCGCGACUGGUUGCGUUGCACCAUGACCGCUGGCCCCAACUGGGCUUGGAGGUCUUGCAGUUGCUGCGCGAGGCCCUACACCGCCGGCCACCAUGGAGAGCCCUCCAGGGCCUGGCCUUGUGCUUGAUGCACUUUGGCCCCAGAGCCAUCAAGGAGCUACUGGACUUGCGCCACACCUAUCGUGGCCGCCACGACCCAGCGAGCGGAGCGCCGGCGGUGCUGGCGGUGAUGGAGGCGCUGAGGCUGGUGGCUGCAGAUCACCUCGAAACAGUGAUGGAGCACCGCGAACAGCUCGCUAAGGUCUUUGGAGUUCACCCGGAACUUUUGUUUCUGGUCUUUGGCAAUUUGGCCGAUGCCAGAGUGGCGCCCUUCGCACGAGGACAAAAGCGGAAACGCCCGGACCAGGAGCUGGCCACAUCCCCUAGCGUUGCAGUGGAGGUUGCCGCACUUGCGCAAGCCAACCAAAAACUGGUGCUGGCGCAAAGGCCCCGCAAGCGCUUGAAGGGCUCACGCCCGGAGCAGUUCUCUGUCCCGCGACCGCUGAUGGGAGAGUUCCGGCUCCUGUUGUAAGCAAAAAACGUCCGAAGGGUUGGGAG